Bolinopsis microptera is the source of this 498-nucleotide messenger RNA. Its product is annotated as cell division control protein 45 homolog. Gene Ontology annotation, cellular component: DNA replication preinitiation complex. Gene Ontology annotation, molecular function: single-stranded DNA binding; DNA replication origin binding; chromatin binding. Gene Ontology annotation, biological process: mitotic DNA replication preinitiation complex assembly; double-strand break repair via break-induced replication; DNA replication initiation. The transcript has 4 exons. NCBI's taxonomy places the organism in Eukaryota, Metazoa, Ctenophora, Tentaculata, Lobata, Bolinopsidae. The record is from RefSeq and is a predicted model, not a curated record. The annotation marks the transcript as partial.
UGUUCAAUAUACUCUCAUACAGUAGAUGGUAAAAGUCAUCUUGAAAAUGCGUUUCGGACACAUUCAGACCAGAAUACAGUUAUAGUGCUAAUUGAUUGCGGCGGUAACAUAAAUGUGUCCGAAGAAUUGGUACCUUUGCCAGACUCUCAAGUGUUUGUCAUAGACAGUCACGCACCAUAUGACCUCGAUAAUAUCUAUGAUGGAGAUGUUGUCAAAGUGGUGAUACCUGAAAAUUUCGAUCUUGAGGUUCCAAGGUAUGAAGAUAUAUAUGAAGAAGACAGUGAUGAUGAAGAUGGACCAAACAGGAAGAGACGAAGAGACGAAGAAGAUGAGGAAGAAAACUCGCUUCUUCCUAAAAAGGAGAGGUGGAAGAGAAAGAGGGAAGAGCUGCUAUUCACAUACUAUGAGUUAUCAGGCUACAACCUCUCAGUAUCUCUCAUGAUAUUCGAGCUAGCGUGGAAGAUGUCUAAAGAUAACAGCCAGCUACCUGUUUUCUGA